AUGACUAGUGGCAAGGAAGUGAUCGAAGUCGACUCCGGCGACGAUUACGGCUCCAAUUUUGUGGCGACUGACUCGGAAGUAACAUCACUUCGGAGCAGCAUCGCCGACUACAUCUAUGAGAACGGUCGACGAUACCACGCCUACCAUGCGGGAUCCUAUUGGGGAUCCAACGACGACAAGUCCAUUGACGCAAUGGAGAUCUGCCAUCAUCUAUAUAGGUUGCUAUUACAUGGCCAGUUAUACCUCACUCCGAUCAUGAAUCCCAAGCGGGUUUUGGAUAUCGGAACAGGAACUGGGUCCUGGGCCAUCGAAUUUGCCGACGUUCACACCGAAGCAACUGUCAUUGGGACGGACCUUUCCCCGAUCCAGCCAAAUUUUGUCCCUCCCAACGUAUAUUUUGAGGUUGAUGAUUGUUGCGAUGAGUGGCUGUACAAAACCCCAUUUGACUUUAUACAUGUGCGCGGGUUAUAUGGGUGUGUGGCGGAUUGGGGGAAAUUUUAUCAGCAAGCCCUGAAGCACCUUGGCUCCGGAGGAUAUCUGGAACAUAUCGAAAUGAGCGUUACCCCGAUCUCGGAUGAUGGAAGCACCGAAGGCACGGUAUACGAAACAUGGGGCGAAAAGAGCCUCGAAGCGGGUGAUAAAUUUGGCAAAACAUUGCGAAUCGUGCAUGAGUCCAAGCAGCGAAUGAUUGAUGCUGGCUUCGUUAACGUUUUUGAACAACGUUUUAAGCUGCCCAUUGGCCCCUGGCCCAAAGACCCGCAUCUUAAGAACCUGGGUCGGUACUUUCGACUCGUUAUCAGUGAGAGCCUGGAGAUGUGGGCAAUGAUGCUCUGGAAAAGGUCCUUGGAUGGUCAAGAGAAGAGGUUGAAGUGA
This is a messenger RNA of Aspergillus tanneri, 873 nucleotides long. Its product is annotated as class I SAM-dependent methyltransferase. Gene Ontology annotation, molecular function: methyltransferase activity. The coding region runs from base 1 to 873 and encodes 290 amino acids. Lineage: Eukaryota; Fungi; Ascomycota; Eurotiomycetes; Eurotiales; Aspergillaceae. The record is from RefSeq and is a predicted model, not a curated record. The transcript has 3 exons.